AUGGCAGACGUCUCUUUGGAUGAAGUGAUACGACAGCGCGGUAUUAAUACCAAGGUGCCCGCCAAACGACCGAUGUUUGGACGGGGUGCAGGAGGUGCAGGAGGUGCAGGAGGGCCAGGCAAGAGUUUUGAUGCCCGGCAGAGUUUUGAUGCCCGGCAGAAGAUCGGGGUCGGUGAUGUCAGACAGAGACUUGGAGGAGCAACGGGGUUUCAAGUUAAGGAUGCCAGAGAAAAGCUGGGUCAGAAGGAUGCUCGCUUCAAAAUCCGUGGCAGGGGAGGAGCAGGAGGAGGAGGAGGAGCAGGAGGAGUGCAAGAUGCUCGUCAGAUGAUCAACUCACGUAAACAGGGGCAGAGUCCGUUCACCGUCCCUCCACAGACCACGCUAAAGACAGCAGUAACACACCAAGUACAGAGCCAGACACUUGUGCCACAGAUACAGAUACACGCCGUCAAUAAUUUCGCUGGCGUGAAUAUGAGGCAGUUUACCCCCAAUGUACAAGGACUGAAUGUGAGGGGUAGCACGACACCACAGCUCAGCAAUAAUAACAAGAGAAUGAUGGACGCUCGCGACAGACUGAGCCUCAAGAGGAGCAUCGGAGGGACACAGUCACAGGCAGCUGCUGCAACGCCAUUUAAAAUAACCAAGACCAUCCAGCAACAUCCAAUGGGAAUGUCCGGUGGAAUACGUGCAGCUUCACAGCCUGUCUCCAAUGAUCACGACGGCGCGCCCAGUAAACAAAUAAAGAUCACUACUGCUAACAGUGUUCUACAAUCGCGGCCGGGUACAGUGGGUUCCGCUUUCUCCAUGUCAGCCCCGAUUACCAAGGUGUUUAAAAACGAUGCUUACACAGCUCCACGUCCCCCUGUCCCCGUGGCUCCUACCCGGCCCAACACCAGCAUGGCCGCCAGCCGGUCCUCAGCUGCAGCCUUGCAGCCAGUCUCCAGGACUCUUCAGCAAAGCCCAGCAGAAACCAGCAAACCACCUCCUGCUCCCCCUCAGCCUGCGUUCAGUCCUUUGGAGGGAACGAAAAUAACGGUGAACAACCUGCAUCCCCGGGUCACUGAGGAAGACAUAGUUGAGCUGUUCUGUGUGUGCGGUGCCUUGAAGCGAGCGCGGCUGGUGAAGGUGGGCGUUGCUGAAGUGGUGUUUGUCCGCAAGGAGGACGCCGUGAGCGCAUACAGGAAGUACAACAACCGCUGCCUGGACGGCCAACCAAUGAAGUGUAACCUUCAUAUUCAGGGAAAUGUCAUCACUUCUGAUCAGCCCAUUCUAUUGAGGCUCAGCGACACUCCGGGCACCGGCAGCGGUACAAAGAAAGACGGCCUGCCCCCCUCCCUAUCUCGCCCCGCCGGUCAGCGAGCCUCCUCUCAGCCCACUCCAGAGGUGGACCCCCAAACCAUCCUCAAAGCUCUGUUCAAGUCCACCACACAGUCCACCUCCACCACUGAGCCUCCCAGCUCACAGGCCACCGCCUUCCGCAUCAAGAUAUAGUCCCUGUCUAGUAUGAAUACACUGUCUGUUCAUAAACAUAUUACUGCGUUCUCAAUGUUCACAUACAAACUGUGAUUUUCAUCUCGCCCAGCAGGCAGCCUGCACACUCUCUCAUAUGAAGCUGAUUUUUACACAUUUGAUAUAAACGACUACUCUGAACGUGAAGUACAUGGAUACACAACAUCCUUGUUUUGAUUUUGUGGUAUCCAAAUGUCGCCUGUUUGUUCCUGAUGGACCAACUGAAAGAAGUGUGAUGUGAUUCGUUGUUUUAAUCCAAUGUGGUGGAGGAUGCCAAAUCACGCUGGAUGUGUAGGGAUUUUUUUGUUUGUUUUUUUCCCCCCAUUUUUGUGUCAAUUCAGUGCAAAUCUAUUUGGAUGUGAUGAGUUUUGGGUUUUUUUAUAUUCCAUGUUAACUUUACAUGUCCUCACCUCCCCAAAAAAGGAGAAAACUCAACAGAAAAGAUUGACAAACAGUUAGCAGUGUUUUCUUCACCAAGAUAUGUUCUGUACACUCACACAGCUGUGUUAAGUUAUAUUGUCUAUAACAUUAUCCUGCUGUUGUCAAACUAGGGAUGGGAAUUGAUACGAUUUUUUAAAAUCCCAAUAUUGUUAUCAGUUCUGCUUUAGGUUCAGUUCUUUAUCGAUUCCUGAUCUAUUUUCUGUUUUAAAAAAAACGGUAAAAGGCUGGAUUGUUUGGAGAUCAUCACCAAUUUCCCUCAGUAUUACUGUACAGCACUGCAGCGUGUUGAGCUAAUGGGCCGUCAGCUAGCCCGUUAGCCCCGGUUGGUAACAGCUGAUGGUCCACUGUCCAUUAGUUUGCACCCUUACCUCCACAGAACAUUGGCUCUCCCUGCAGCCCAGCCCGGUCACAAUACCAGGUCUUCAAGAUUAUUCUGGGUGUUUCUUUGCUGCCUCGGUCUUACCACCCAGACUCUUUCAUGUUGCAAGUUUCCAACAGUGUUGAAGCAUGAGUUCGACAUCAGUGUUUUUCAGUGUGCAACUAUCAGGAAAAACGAUAAAUUGGACAAUUUGGAACCGGUUCUCAAUUCCCAUCCCUAAUACUGACAAAUAAAAUAUACACAAUACAAAAAAAGAAGAAACACAAGAGUUCAAAGUCGAUACAGCUUGUCUGAUUAGACAGGCUGAUGAAAUAAAUCUCACUAAUUAAUAUAACUUACCUGUGUGAGUGGAUCACAGCUUGGCAGAAACCAUAACUUGAAUUUCAGUUAAGCAGUUCUCAAGCAGUCAGAUUAUGCUGAUGUUUAGUUUGGUUUUACCAUUCUUGUGGCAUCCAGAUUCUUGUGUGCUCUGUUUGUGACUGGGUUUACUCGGUUGUCCCGUUUUGAAGCAGCAAAAAUGUUUGGUUCUUUCUAUUCUACAUUACACACCAGUUAUGUUCAAAAACUGUAAAUGACUUUGCUUUCUUGGUAUGUCAUUCAUGAAGAGAUUAGAGAGGCCAGAUCUGUCUGUAAAAUGUCACCAUUAAAUAUUUAGCUUUGUAGAACUUGUCUGACACUUGUUUUUCCUCUGAGCCACAAGAUACAGUUAAUUUCCAAUUUUAGCUGCAUGGUGUAGUUCUGUUGUCAUGGUUGCAGAAACUGAAAACCAAAACCGGAUGGAAAAGUGGGUUAACAAGAUGACAAGAACAAUUUUGUUCAUUUCUAUUUCUCAACGUCAUAUUGG
This is a messenger RNA of Scomber japonicus (chub mackerel), 3173 nucleotides long. RefSeq names its product polymerase (DNA-directed), delta interacting protein 3 (gene poldip3). The record is from RefSeq and is a predicted model, not a curated record. Gene Ontology annotation, biological process: mRNA export from nucleus. Bases 1 to 1491 code for a protein of 496 amino acids. Gene Ontology annotation, molecular function: mRNA binding. Gene Ontology annotation, cellular component: nucleus. The transcript is spliced from 10 exons. Lineage: Eukaryota; Metazoa; Chordata; Actinopteri; Scombriformes; Scombridae.